Phaeodactylum tricornutum CCAP 1055/1 is the source of this 432-nucleotide messenger RNA. RefSeq lists its product with no specific name. Gene Ontology annotation, cellular component: nucleus. Gene Ontology annotation, molecular function: chromatin binding. The transcript has a single exon. Gene Ontology annotation, biological process: regulation of gene expression. Lineage: Eukaryota; Bacillariophyta; Bacillariophyceae; Surirellales; Neidiaceae. The record is from RefSeq and is a predicted model, not a curated record. The annotation marks the transcript as partial.
CAAAAGUCUGGCAACGCGUCUGAUAGUGAUGACAGCUCCGUUGGUCCGCAGCCUUUGUCUCGCUCCAACGCUGCCACCAACACCAACCAAUCAUCAUCCUACGGAAAGGCAUUGCUGCCAGGGGAAGGUCAAGCUUUGGCCCAGUAUGUGCAACAGAACUUACGCAUUCCCCGUCGAGGUGAAAUUGGAUAUACGGGUGACGAAAUUGAGAAACACGAAACUUCGGGAUACGUCAUGUCAGGAUCUCGUCACGCCCGCAUGAAUGCCGUUCGUAUUCGCAAAGAAAACCAAGUGUACAGCGCGGAAGAACAACGCGCGCUCGCACUAAUCACGAUGGAGGAAAAUCAGCAAAAGGAGGCAGCCUUGAUGCAAGACUUUCGGCAAAUGCUGGAAGAGAAAAAGCGCGCCCGAGAGUCCAAAGGGAAGUCUUAG